This is a messenger RNA of Cornus florida, 576 nucleotides long. RefSeq lists its product as uncharacterized. Bases 1 to 576 code for a protein of 191 amino acids. Lineage: Eukaryota; Viridiplantae; Streptophyta; Magnoliopsida; Cornales; Cornaceae. The transcript has 2 exons. The record is from RefSeq and is a predicted model, not a curated record.
AUGAUAGCCCGAGGAGAGUUGGCAGACUACCUCAUAACAAAGGAGUAUGUGAAGCCCCGCGAGGUCUAUCCUCGCAAGGUAGCAGGAACUCAGGUAAAGGUAAUUCACGCAAUACAUGGCAGAUCUGAAGAUGAUCAAGAGUCUGAGCUCCCCCAUGAGGAUCCAUUGGUUAUCAGUCUUUUAGUAGCAAAUUGCAUGAUCAAUAGGGUUUUGAUAGACCUAGGGAGUAGCGCCAAUAUCAUUACAAAGACGGUCUUUGAGCAGCUAGAGAUCCCGUCAUCAUCUAUUCGACCUACCUCUAGCCCAUUGAUGGGGUUUAAUGACACAAGAGUAGAUCCCCUUGGAGAAAUAGACUUAUCCGUAACUGCGGCGAAGAGGACUCUGAAGGAGAACUUUGUCUUAACAGAGAUCUAUCCUUCUUAUAAUCUCAUCAUGGGACGAGGCUGGAUACACCGGAUGAGAAGAGUUCCGUCCACCCUUCAUCAAGUGAUACGGUGCUUGUCUCCGGACGGAAAAGAAGUGGUUAACCUAUGGGGUGAUCAAGUCACUGCGAAGGAAUGCUAUAUGCUAACAUAG